AUGGACUUCAAGGACGUAAUGGAGAAAUGGACAACUUUGUCUCUUGGUGCCGUGAUUCAGUCUCAUGUCCUGAAGACCCUGCCUGGACACAGAGUUAAUUUGGAAUGCCUCAUGUCAGAACAAGAUGGCAACUACUACAACUGGAUCAAGAUAAUAAUAGGACAAGCCCCAGUAUUGAUGCUGUCUCUUUACACUCUCUCCAACACUGCAACGUUCUUUGGAGAGUUUAUUAACAACAACGCCCAGUUAACAAAAAUGAAGAGUGGAACCAGUUAUGUGCUGACUAUUUCAGAUGCUAGACCAUCAGAUAUGAGGAUGUAUUACUGUGCUGCACGCGAUUGUGAUGCCAUGAUCUUCAGGAAGGGUGUGUUUCUGAUGCAUGGGGAUGUUGACUCCAAUUUUUACCACAACACCCAGCAACCUGUGUCUGAGUCAGUCCAACCAGGAGACUCUGUGACACUGAAUUGUACAAUAAACACUGAGACCUGUGCAGGAGAACACAGUGUCUAUUGGUUCAGACAUGGCUCAGGAGAAUCCCAUCCAGGAAUCAUUUAUACCCAUGGAGACAGGAGUGAUCAGUGUGAGAAGAGCCCUGAGGCUGAGUCUCAUACACAGAGCUGUGUCUACAACCUCCCCAAGAGGAACCUCAGCCUCUCUGAUGCUGGGACUUACUACUGUAUUGUGGCCUCAUGUGGGGAGAUACUGUUUGGGAACGGGACCAAGCUGGACAUCGAAGAAUCAUUUACACCUAUGGAGACACAGAGCUGUGUCUACAACCUCCCCAAGAGGAACCUCAGCCUCUCUGAUGCUGGGCCUUACUACUGUGCUGUGUCCUCAUGUGGGGAUAUAGUAUUUGGGCAUGGGACCAAGCUGGACAUUGACCAUAAGCGAUAUUUCUGA
Salmo salar (Atlantic salmon) is the source of this 900-nucleotide messenger RNA. RefSeq lists its product as uncharacterized. Gene Ontology annotation, biological process: response to bacterium. Lineage: Eukaryota; Metazoa; Chordata; Actinopteri; Salmoniformes; Salmonidae. The record is from RefSeq and is a predicted model, not a curated record.